Closterium sp. Yama58-4 is the source of this 273-nucleotide messenger RNA. Lineage: Eukaryota; Viridiplantae; Streptophyta; Zygnematophyceae; Desmidiales; Closteriaceae. The record is from the annotation of a GenBank genome assembly.
AUGCCUUUCCCAAUCCUUCCUCCUCCUCCUCCUCCUCCUCCUCCUCCUCCUCCUCCUCCUCCUCCUCCUCCUCCUCCUCCUCACCACCUCCCCCGUUCUCCAUCUCGCCGCAUCACAGCAUCGGCUCUACUGAGCAUCAAGUCAUCGCUGGGAGUCACCGACACCACGUGGGUCGCUGCCUCUUCCUGCACCGACGACUAUACUGCCAUGAGCCUCCCCGGAACCUGGAAUGGCGUGCGCUGCUCCACUUCUGGGGCCGUCACGAGUGUGUGA